AACUUGUUGCAUAAGCAUACUAUUUUGAUAAAGAAAUGACCAUGAUUACAGCUAUCGUUUUAUUGUUGCAAAUACGUAUUUUGUAACUUUCCUAUCUUACGUAAUUCUACUGGGUAAAAUUGGUAAUGUAAGCCAUUAUACGUUAGUGUAUAUCAUCUGAUGUUUACUAAAAUUUCUUUGUCUACAACUGUUAAAGUGUUACUUUCUCUACCCACAUUAAGAAAUAAACGAAGUUAUUCUAUUAUGACAAGCAAAUUUGAUCUCCCUGAUCGCUUUAGGGGCAAUGAUAAAUCAGUAUGGGUGGAAUAUAUUCAGUUGGCUUCAAAAUAUAAGCCCCUAAAUUUAGGACAAGGAUUUCCAGAUUUUUAUGCUCCAGAAAAUAUAACUAAAGCUUUGGCUGCUGCAACUACAAGUGACAAUCCUCUAUUAAAUCAAUACACCAGAGGAUUUGGUCACCCACGUUUAGUAAAUGUUAUUGCAAAAUUGUAUUCAAAGCUCUUAAACCGUACUUUAGAUCCAAAUAAGGAAGUUCUUGUAACUUCUGGUGCUUAUGAAGCAUUAUAUGCUACGUUACAAGGUCACACAAACCCUGGUGAUGAGUGGAUAAUUAUUGAACCUUUCUUUGAUUGUUAUGUACCUAUGGUUAGAUCUGCUGGAGGAAUUCCAAAGUUUAUUCCCUUAAAACCAAAAAGCACAAAGGGAUCUCUUUCUUCUGCAGAUUGGAUAUUUGACAGACAAGAAUUAGAGAAUCUUUUUAAUGAAAAAACAAAAGGAAUAAUCAUUAACACUCCACAUAAUCCUGUGGGAAAGGUUUUCACUCUAGAUGAAUUACAGUUUAUUGCUAAUUUGGCUAAAAAGUGGAACACCCUUGUUGUGUCAGAUGAAGUAUAUGAAUGGCUUGUUUAUGAGCCACAUAAACAUGUUAGAAUUGCAACAUUACCUGAUAUGUACGAACGUACGAUUACCAUUGGAUCUGCUGGUAAAACAUUCAGUGUUACUGGGUGGAAAAUAGGAUGGGCCUAUGGUCCGGAAAAUUUACUAUAUAACUUAGAAGUUAUUCAUCAAAAUAGUGUAUAUACGUGUAACACACCAAGUCAAGAGGCUGUGGCUAUUGGAUUCGAACAAGAAUUAGAAAGAUUUGGUCAACCUGACUGUUAUUUUGUGAGUUUAGCUAAGGAGUUGCUACCGAAACGAAAUUAUAUGGCUAAAUUUCUUAACGAUGUGGGAAUGAUUCCAACAAUUCCUGAAGGAGGAUACUUUAUGGUAGCUAAUUGGUCAGCUUUAAAGGAUAAAGUACGAUUAGAAGAAGAAACGGAUGAGAAUAAGGAUUAUCGUUUCACAAAAUGGAUGACGAAAAAUGUUGGAAUUCAAGGAAUUCCCCCAUCUGUAUUUUAUAGUCCUGAACAUAAACACUUAGGGGAAGAUAAUGUAAGAUAUUGCUUUAUAAAGAAAGAUGAAAAUUUGGAAAAAGCAGCUGAUAUUUUAAUGAAGUGGAAAGAUCAGCAAUAGGAAAGAUUAGCAAUACUAUUCCAUACAUGUAUUUCAUACAACUAUAUUUAUCUAUAGUUAAUAAUUUUGGGAUAAAAAAUCUAGCAUUUCUUAGUAUUAGUAGCAUUUUUUAGUAUUAAACAUUUAUUAUGUAUAAGACUGUUUUCUUGUAUUUUAUAUUUUAUGCAGAGAAAUCACCACGGAGCCAUCUUUUCGCAUCUUUAGUGUCAGCUCCGAAAGUUUUGCCGAAUCUAAAUGGAAUAUUUAAUAUCUAAAUAGAAUUUUUAGGUAUACAUACAUAUACAUGUGUAUAAUGUAUAAAGAUCAAUUUUUUAUAUUUUCCAUAUUUUUCGGAAUAUUUGUGAUGAGAAAUUAAAAUAAGAACCAUAAAAUAGCAAUAAUAGCAUAAUAAAGUAGAAAUGAUUACCUAAAUGUUUCUCCAGGAACAUGUCCAAGAUAAUUUGGAAGCAUACCAACAUGUUUGUGGUAAAUAAUAGUGGGUUGAAUUAAUAGAGGUGGAUCAGGUCGUGAAAUUGUUACUGGUGCCCAUUCUGUACUUUGCCGUUUUCGGUAAUCAGAUGUAAAAUCGCAAAGGGCGCUGUUAGUAGCCGGAACGUUUGUUUUUCCAAAAUGCGCAUAUCCGUAUGGUAUAUGACCCCCGUAUCCUGCAAAAAUGCAAUUAAAUGUUUGAAAUUUUAUAUUACAAGGAAAACUAAUUAAUAUUUAUCUUUCUAACUUUAACACUCACUUCUUGCAUUUUCUCGAAUGAAAGAAUAUCGCAUUCGUUUUUCACUAUCCGUAAGAUCCAUCUGUACUACUAUUUAUUAUUAAUAUUAUUUUACAAAUGAUAUCGCGUAUUUGUUAUAUAUCUGUUCGUUAAUUCAUUUUAUUAACAGGUCGAAUUUAUGGAAGUCAUUAAAGGUUAAAGAUUUCGUGAAACAGUUGAAUCAUACGGAACGAUGCUUAUGUAAGUUUUAUACUACAUAUAGAAUCAUUCGAAGACAAGUUCAAGCUAUUAAUAAUGUGACAAGAUGGACUCACGACUGAUAAAGUAUUUUUGCGGAUUUGCAUUGUCCAUAAAGUAAGGUGAUGGAGAGUGAUCGCUGGGUGUUUCGUGUUGUUCGUCCAAAAAUAAAUUUCUCGUUAUACCCGCGCAAUCAGGUCGAACUGUUAGCAUAGGCAGUUUGAACUCACUUUUUAUGAGCUAUAUAAGAAAUUUAGAUAUGAUUUCAUUAUUCCUAUCCUUCCCUUAUUCCUUUAUUUCCUUAUUCCCUUAUUUUAGCUAAAAAGAAAGAGAUAGUAUAGGUACUUUACCAAACGAUCUUCUAAAUUUCUUGGUUCACCCUGUCCAGCUUGUAUAUCUAUAAUCCGUUUAAGUUCAUUAAGAGCCGCUCUAUUUCUUAAUUGUUGUCGUUCAAAAUCAGCAAGUCCUUCUGUAGCCAACACCGUGUAUCUUUGUCCAUUUCUGGCUUUUAAUUUUGGAGUAAAUCCUAAAAUAAAACAUUUACAUUGCCAUUAAACUGGUACAUUUACUCUUUUCUUUAAUGUUUAUUUUUAUUCCAUACAUGUACCUUCGUAACUUGGUGUUAUAGGAUGAAUAAAUAUAGGGUCGGUCCUUUUGUAUCUAGCAUUUACUACGUCUAUGUCAUUUUUCGGUGGCCUCUGGACCUACAGUUGAUUAUAAAUAAUUAUAAAUGAUAUAUUGUUUUAAUUAAUUUAAACUUAUAAACAGCAUUGAUUAAAGUAAUAGGAACAAGGAAUAUAAUACCUCGUAAUCGUCGGGGAUACGGUUCGAUAAAAUGAGGGUCUCCGCAUGAUUCACUGUAGGAUCAAGAAGCACUUUGUGCGUAAGACUUCCAUACGUUUCACCACAUCUGUAGCGAUAUUGAGGACAGUAUCCGGCAUAUCUAAAACGGACCUUUAUGAAUGUAGGAGAGGUAUCAAUGAAUAUAAAAGUUAAAGGGUAAUAAUAUUUGAAAUAUUUCUUACUGUACUGUAUUAUUUAGGAAAUGUAUAUGUUACACUUUCGAACAUAAUGUAUUUAUAUUUUAUAUUUAAUACAUAAACGUUGUACUAUUUACCCUGGAAUAAGAUGUGGUUCCGCUGUGGAUAAUAAUUCUGUUCCAGCAGACAUUUUCCUGUUAUAUAUUUCCUAAUGAUACGUUAAUUUAAUUAAAUGCAUUAUCCAGACUAA
This is a messenger RNA of Bombus pascuorum, 3682 nucleotides long. It is a transcript of the gene Kyat, whose product is annotated as kynurenine aminotransferase. Gene Ontology annotation, cellular component: cytoplasm; mitochondrion. Bases 160 to 1509 code for a protein of 449 amino acids. The record is from RefSeq and is a predicted model, not a curated record. NCBI's taxonomy places the organism in Eukaryota, Metazoa, Arthropoda, Insecta, Hymenoptera, Apidae. Gene Ontology annotation, molecular function: L-kynurenine:2-oxoglutarate transaminase activity; pyridoxal phosphate binding. Gene Ontology annotation, biological process: biosynthetic process. The transcript is spliced from 8 exons.